Molecule: messenger RNA, 708 nt
Organism: Coniophora puteana RWD-64-598 SS2
Lineage: Eukaryota; Fungi; Basidiomycota; Agaricomycetes; Boletales; Coniophoraceae
Exons: 9
Coding region: 1-708 (235 amino acids)
Source: RefSeq, a predicted model, not a curated record
AUGCAAUAUAGCGUUACCGCGACGUUUCCGAGUGGUGUAAGGAAGAACUGUUUCGCUCUUUACAAGGCAAUACCGAUUCUUGGGAAUAGCGUCGUGUGGUUCGCAACUGUCAACUUCGUGCUACGAGCUUGGCUCAUCUGGGACCGCUGUUGGCCGGCUGCGAUCCUUUUCUCUCUCAUGUCCGGUGGCCACGCGUUCAUUCUCAUGUACGCCGGAGCCCUUAGGUCCGCCAAGUGGAGCGUUAACUCCUGCACGAUAGUUGACGCAAACCACAUCAGCAUGGGGAUCGCUUUCAUCUACACAAUGGCUUACGACUUCCUUGUGCUCAUCUUGACCGUUGUCGGCCUUUCGCGUCUGCAACCAUCAAACCCUCUCGGUGCGGUGCUCCGCCGUCAGGGUGUUAUGUACGUUGCGACAAUGUCCGUGGUCAAUGUAUUCCCAGCGGUGUUCUAUCUGCUAUAUCUUAACGAUGUUAUGACCGAAAUGACCGGUCCACCAGCGACAACCUUGAGCAUGAUUAUUUCUUCCCGCGCCGUCAUGUCGCUCAUCGUCGACAAGAAGCCUGAGCAAUAUUCUAGUUUCUGGCGCCAGGCCCCCAUUGGUGACACCGAGCAAGCGUUCACCACCCGGAUCGGCGAAGGCGUCACAACGUUCCAGCAGACAUUUGAGAUUGACUUGGGCAGCCUACGUUCGGUCCCACUCGAAUGA